Molecule: messenger RNA, 1776 nt
Organism: Mus caroli (Ryukyu mouse)
Lineage: Eukaryota; Metazoa; Chordata; Mammalia; Rodentia; Muridae
Gene: Alkbh4
Product: alkB homolog 4, lysine demethylase
Biological process (GO): actomyosin structure organization; protein demethylation
Cellular component (GO): midbody; contractile ring
Molecular function (GO): demethylase activity; actin binding; oxidoreductase activity
Source: RefSeq, a predicted model, not a curated record
UGCGCUCUUAACUGCUCGGAGGACGCUAUGGCGGCGGCGGCUGAAGUUUCUCAUUUGCAGGAGUGCGGCUGUAAGGGCAUCCGNACCUGUCUUAUCUGCGAGAGACAACGCCACAGGGACCCGCCCUGGCAGAUCUGCCUUCAGAAAAAAUGCUGUUUCCUCUACUGCCCGGACACAGGCUGGGCCUUGGGGGCCGAGGGCUCUGACUUGGAGGGUUGGGCAUUCCCCUUCCCAGGAGUGACACUGAUACAGGACUUUGUGACCCCAGAGGAAGAAGCUGAGAUGGUGCGUCUGAUGGACUGCGACCCCUGGAAGCUCUCACAGUCCGGGAGGAGGAAGCAGGACUAUGGCCCUAAAGUUAAUUUUCGGAAGCAGAAGCUGAAGAUGGCGGGCUUCCAGGGUCUCCCUGGCUUUAGCCAGAAGGUAGUCCAGAGAAUGGGCCUUUACCCGGGGCUGGAGGACUUCCAGCCUGUGGAACAGUGCAAUCUGGACUACAGCCCUGAGCGGGGCUCCGCCAUCGACCCCCACCUGGAUGACGCCUGGCUGUGGGGCGAGCGGUUGGUGAGCCUCAACCUCCUGUCAGCUACAGUGGUGUCCAUGUCUCCAGAGGCCCCUGGCAGCCUGCUUCUCUGCUCAGCCCCCUCCGUCAGACCUGAUGCUUUUGAGGACAGCAUUGUGGCUCCUAGCAAGUCUGUCCCCUGCCAAGAGGUGGAGGUGGCCAUCUCAGUACCCCGCCGCUCCCUGUUGGUGCUUAGAGGGGCCUCGCGGCACCAGUGGACACACGCCAUCCACCGCAGACACAUCAAGGCCCGCCGUGUGUGCGCCACCUUCAGGGAGCUAUCCAGUGAGUUCCUGCCUGGAGGGAAGCAGCAANAACUGGGCCAAGAACUGCUGCAGGCUGCACUCUCGUUNCAGGGGANACCNGUNUGAUGCCUCCCAGGGCCCAGGAGCUAUCACUGGCCUGGCCGAAAGCUUGGCUCCAGCACAACCGUNGGAGGGGCUAACACUGAGGUCUCCCCACAACAGUAGAUUCGUGGGGGUUUUUUGAGACAAGGUCUCAUGUAGCCCAGGCUAGCCUCCAAUUAAUUAUGUAGCUAAGGAUGACCUUGGACUCUUGACUUUUCUACCUCCUCUUCCCAAGCUCUGGCUUGAUUGUUUUGUUUUGUUUCUCUUUUUUGGGACAGGGUCUCCGGCCUAGACUGGCCUCAGACUCUGUGUCCAGCCAAGGAUGACUUUGAACUCCUGAUUCUCCUGCCUCUACCUCUUGAAUGCUGGGAUUUCCAGCAUGCACUAUCAUAUGCAGCUUUUGUCUGUGCCGGGAUGGCAGCAAGCGUUCUGCCAGCUGAGCUACCCCCCCUAGCCUGUUGGGGGUUUUUGAGACAAGGCCUCACAUGGGCUAGACCGGCCUGGAACUCUCCAUCCUCCUGCCUCAGCCUCCCAAUCGCUGAGGUGACAGCGUACUGGUGANGUUUUAUGAGGAGCCAUCUGACCCUUGACGUCAUGAGCAUCGUAUGCCCUGCCCGGAGCUGGUUCUGCUGGGCCUGGGCUGCGGCCAUCCCUCAGCUCACUGAGUAUCAUAUGUGGAGGGAUUGAGUCUUUUAGAACUUCAGUACUUGGGACGAGUAAGAUGGCUCAGUAGCUAAAGGCGCUGCCACCAAGCCUGACGUUCAGUCUCUGCCAUCCACAUGGUGAGAGGAGUGUCCCCUGAUCUCCACACGUACAUCACCCCCUUUGAUAAAAUUCAUAAUAAAAGAAAACCCUUGGUCUCAUGUGAAA